Messenger RNA from Eruca vesicaria subsp. sativa (arugula), 594 nucleotides. The record is from the annotation of a GenBank genome assembly. Lineage: Eukaryota; Viridiplantae; Streptophyta; Magnoliopsida; Brassicales; Brassicaceae.
CACAAAUAUCAAAGAUCUCAUAUUUCAAAGACCUUUACAAAGACUACGUAACACAAAAAAAUGGGAGCGUGCGUAUCACGUGAAAGUAUGAGUGGAGAUUCAGCGAAGCUAAUAUUGUUGGACGGGACUUUACAAGAGUUCUCAUCUCCGAUCAAAGUUUGGCAGAUCUUGCAGAAACACCCGACGAGUUUCGUCUGCAACUCUGACGAAAUGGACUUCGACGACGCCGUUUCAGCUCUCUCCGGCAACGAGGAGCUUAGACCAGGGCAGCUUUACUUCGUUCUACCGCUGACGUGGCUCAAUCAUCCGCUAAAGGCGGAGGAAAUGGCAGCGUUGGCUGUUAAAGCGAGCUCAGCGUUGACCAAGAGCGGCGGAGUCGGUUGGGUUUCCGGCGGCGGCGUUGACCAAGAAUAUGCAAAAUCGAAAAGAAUCGUCGAAGCAAAGACAAAUGUCAGUGGUGGUGGGAAAGGGAAAAGAAGCUUUACGCGGAAUUUGAGCACCAUCGCCGAGUAGCUUGUGUCUCUCAAUUAGUUAGUUUGAGGAGAAAAAUUCGACGGACGUAUAAAUUGUAAAUACUAAAUAGAGACGUUUUCA